This is a messenger RNA of Malassezia japonica, 1374 nucleotides long. RefSeq lists its product as uncharacterized. Bases 1 to 1374 code for a protein of 457 amino acids. NCBI's taxonomy places the organism in Eukaryota, Fungi, Basidiomycota, Malasseziomycetes, Malasseziales, Malasseziaceae. The transcript is spliced from 2 exons. The record is from RefSeq and is a predicted model, not a curated record. Gene Ontology annotation, cellular component: mitochondrial small ribosomal subunit. Gene Ontology annotation, molecular function: structural constituent of ribosome.
AUGCUCGCGGCGCCGCUGUCGACGUCCGCGACGCAAUACUCGGCCAAGGCAGCUGCACCGAAGAAAAAGGUCGCAGUGCGCAAGGGCGCCGGCGCACAGCAGCGCAGCACCGGCGGCCGCCGCAAGGGCGGCGUGGAUACCGCAAGCUCGCUGGCCAAGGCCUCGGGACACUACCAGAAGACACCGGAUAUGGCGGAGCUGCCUGAGCUCGACGCGUCGGCGAUCGCGCCGGCAGCGAUCGGCACGCCCGUCGCCUGGGCGCCGGCAGCGCUCAAGGCGAUGGACGCAUUCGGCCUGCCGCGCGAGCUGCAGCGGCGGCAUGCGCUUCAGCCGCGCCCGCGCUCUGUCGUGCGUGCGGCGAGCGUCGAGCUAGUCGAGGGCAUGGAAAAGGGCGCGGCGAGCGGCAAGCCGGCCGGUCGCCAGCUCCUCGUCGGCGAGCCGGGCUGCGGCAAGUCGACCUACCUCUUGCAGGCGGUCGCGCACGCGAUCGCGUCGGGAUGGGCGGUGGUGUAUGUGCCCCGCGCGAUCGACUGGAUCAACUCGUCGACGGCCUACACCUACAGUCCCGCGCUGCAGACUUACCUGCAGCCGGACAUUGCGACCGACCUGCUCAAGGCGAUGGCGCAGGUGAACGGCGGCGUGCUCAAGCGCGUCAAGUCGCACGCGCCGCUCGUCGUUGACGGCGCCGAGCUCUUUGCUCAGGGCACGCCGCUCAGCGAGCUCCUCAAAAAGGUCCUCGCCGAGCACCAGAGCCCGGUGGCCCGGCAGCUCGCCCUCGAGCUCGUCUGGGCGAGCCUCGCACAGCAGACCGACGUCCCGGUGCUGGUCGCUGUGGACGACGUCCAGGCGCUCUUUGGCGCGACGCGCUACCGCGACGCCGACUUUGCGGCGCUCCAGGCGUACGAAAUGGCCGUCCCGCGUGCAUUCCUCUCGCUGCUCUUUGCGCCGCAGGCCGAGGGCGUGAGGAGGGGCGCGCUGCUCGCGGCACUCAGCAUGGGGCACUCGGAGUACCCCCCAUCGCCGGAGCUGCUGGUGGCUUUGCGCGAGGCGAGCCGCGGCGAGGGCGCGCCGGUCGCGUGGGAGCGCGUGAUCGACACGCUCUCGUCGCCGACUUCGCCGACGCGCGUCGCUGAGCCGCACGCGUACACGCCGACGCACCCCCAGCACCUCGAAAACGCGCGCAAGGCGAACCUUGCGCUGCUCGAUGUCGGCGAGCGCCUGUCGCGUCCCGAAGCAGCGUCGCUGCUGGACCUGAUGCGCCGCGAACGCAUGCUUUGGGCGACGCCGAACGACGAGCUGUUCCUCGGCAAGCUCGUCGAGAGCAACGGCAACAUUCGCGUGUUUGAGCGCAGCUGGCGCUCGAGCUUGGUAUAG